UUCUCGUGGACCAGGAAGAACAGAGACAAACCAGAGCUGUCAGGCUAGCUUGCUAGCCUGUGAAGCAUCGUCACUUUGAUUUUAUUAGGAAAAAUAAAGGCUUAUGCCUCCAUACAUGUUGUUACGUGGCUAGGAUUUUCUUCAUAUUCUGGAGGUUGUAACAACACGGGAGUGCUUCUUUCUGCACGACAGGUAGCCUAGCUUGCUAACGGGAUACCCUGCCGAGGCUUUUGCUGACAGUGACACCAGCUGGCAAGCAAAACCGUGACUUACAACACGCAAUGCUCCAUUAACCUAGCUAGUCAUCUCAGGCGUGCAUGGGUGUCCAAUAAGAAGAAGCACCAUGAGCGGGGAGCCAGAUGCCUUGGCUGUGGUGAACCAGCUUAGGGAUCUCGCUGCGGAUCCCCUGAACAGAAGGGCCAUCGUUCAGGACCAAGGUUGCUUACCAGGACUUAUACUUUUUCUGGAUCACCCCAACCCCCAAGUUGUGUACUCUGCCCUUUUGGCUGUGCGCUACCUGGCCGAAUGCCCUGCCAACAGGGAAAAAAUGAAGGACGAGCUGGGGAUGAUGUUAAGUCUACAGAACGUCAUGCAGAAAACAACCACCCCAGGAGAAACCAAACUGCUGGCCUCUGAGAUCUACGAGCUCUUGCAGGCCUCCAGCUGUUCAGAUUCCGAGCAGGCAGAGGAGGCUGCCACCUGCAGACGCAAAGCCCAGUUUUUCCUAGGCUCCACUAACAAGCGGGCCAAAACUGUGGUCCUGCACAUAGAUGGUCUGGAUGACUCUAGCCGGAGGAAUCUGUGUGAGGAAGCCUUGCUGAAGAUUCGUGGGGUCAUCAGCUUCACCUUUCAAAUGGCUGUGAAGAGGUGCAUUGUCCGAAUCCGCUCCGACCUCAAGGCAGAGGCUCUAGCAUCAGCCAUUGCUUUGACCAAUGUGAUGAAGGCUCAACGAGUUGUUAAAGGAGAGAGUGGGGAUGAGGUGUUGAUCUCAUUCCCAGAGGAAGGAUCUGUGGAGGUGGAGCAUAAUGAGGAUCUUCCAGACUACCUCCCAGAGGAGGAGAGCCCAUCCCAGGACCCAGACAAGGCAGUGACUCGGGUGGGUACUGGGCAAGAUGGCGUGGGCUGGCUAGGCACGGCAGCCAACUUUCUCUCCCGCUCCUUCUACUGGUGACCCUCCCAGGCCAGAGGAAGUCCUAUUUCUUUGUGAGACACUUCAACAGAAUCUGUCUUACAGCUGGCACAACCAGAGCUCGACAGCCAAUUGCGUUUUGUGUGACAAAAAAUUAUCUGACAGAGUGUAGGUGACACGUGUAUGUACCCCCCCCCCCCCCCCACAGACUUUCAUAGAACGCACUCCCUCUCUGCACCACAACGUUGAAGAGAGAUGGUUGGAAAGGACUGGCUUCUGAAAUGGAUCGUUUCAUAAACAUAUGUUUUUUCUAAGAGUGAACUAGAAGUUUUCUUUCUACACAUGCAAGCAGGUCAACAGGUCUAUCUUUCUUUAAACCAAAAUGUCUUGUUGUGAGGAGCUUAUACCGGGAUAUUGUUACUGGAUCUAUUGGAGCCCAAAUUUUGCUAUAAACAGUGUUUACCAUUUUUCUUAAAAGAUCUUUUAGUGUGUUUGGGUCAAGGGUAUUUUUUCCCCUCUUGACUCUUUAUCUAGAACAUGAAGUAGUCAAUCAUGUAUCCAGUUAGCUGUGCCUUUAGUUUCAGUGUGUUUACAUAGGCCUAAAAACCCUUCUAUGACUCCUUCUGCUGCUUAUGUUCUGACAUUUGACCCACAAGCCUCCAUCGUGUGGAGUGUUCCAAGGUGAAGGACUUAGGUCAAAAACUGUGGUGUCAUAUAUAUAUUGGAGUGAGCUUGAUGUACUGUAGUCAACCAAUAUCAUCAAUAGAUCAACCUUUACAUUUCUAAUCAACUACUGCUCAAAUGCAUUUCUUUGACUUAUUUCUGGGGAUUGAAAAUUGUUUACACUUAAUUGGUUUAUGAAAAGAUACCCAGUAAGUUAACGUGGCAUCGCAACAUAUACGUUCUUCUGACACUGCCUUGGUUGAUGGGUUGUUUAGUAUUAAACAGAAAAGAACAACAUAAGGAUGUCAUAUUCAGUGCUACAUUUAGGUUGCAAAUGCACUCUUUGAAGGGUGUAAUUCCAAUAUCAAUCAGCAGAAAUAAUACUAUAGGUAUUUUUCACACAUUGUUUUUUCCCCCAGAACAUGGGGAACAAUUUCUAGUUAAACAUUAUAUGUUGGAAAUGUAUGCUGAUUGGAAAUGUACUCAGUCACAGUUGGGGAACUCGUGGAUAUGUGUUCCAAAUUGUAAGACACGACUGUAAGAGGUUGAAACCUAAGGAAAGAGGGUGAGCUGUAUGUACAAGUGUUUUCUUUGAUGAUUCUUUCAUCUUGUUUAUUGACCACUAUGUGUCGUUUCAGAUACACAGACUAAGCUUAAAACCUUGACUAAAAAUUAUUCUCAAUUGGAUCAUAACUAAAAAAAUCUGUAUUGAAAUGUAUUUUGCACAUAUACAAAACUAAAUACUAUCGUUCUUUGAUAAGGAUGUAGGGUGGUAAAUGUAUUAGAUUAACAAUUCAGGGGAUCAACUAUACACAUCAUGCCUAGACAAUUUUGCCAUCAAUGCAUGUUACAUCGUGUGAAUUGCCAUUGUGUUUGCUGUUGAGCUCAUAGUCUAUCUUUGCAUGGCAGGUUGUCUGUCAAGAUCAGCUGAUCCUUUAAAAAGUUCUCGCACUGCCACAUUAAAGAAAGUUAAAUUUUUGCCAAAAGAGUAUUUCUAAGUUGUUAAUGCCUGUCAGUGAGGGGGAAAAAAAUGUGUUUUUCCAGAUCUGUGCCCUUUAUCCUUAUUGACUGUCCUAGCUUACACUAACCAUUCCUGGCAACAAGAUGAUUAUCAUGCUAGCUUAGCACUAGCAUCUAUCUGCUUUCCUCAAAUUUGUGAUUUACUAAACAUAUUUGUGUACUUCUUACUUGUCAUACAGUACUUUUUAUUCAUGAACUACAUACAUUCUUUUGAGUUCAAGAGUUUUGUCCAUUUUAUUUGACUUGGGUCCCAAUCAAACCAUGUAUUGUAAUACCCCACCCCAUCUAAUGAAAUAUAUUUCCUGAUUAUUAUUAUUGCACAUUUCGUUUUUUAUUUAUAUAUUGAUCUUUUGAGCUUGAUCUCUAAACAGUGGGAGCACGAGGUAUGUGAGUGUGCACAUCUCAAGGAAUGCUUAAGUCUUGUCUAUGUAAAUGGACCAUUGUGUAUAUGAAUACUGUGUUGUCUUUUGUCAUCACUAUUCCCAAGAGUUGCAUAAAAUAAUUAAAUAAAUAUUAAAAGUAAUAUA
This is a messenger RNA of Hypomesus transpacificus, 3339 nucleotides long. Its product is annotated as armadillo repeat-containing protein 1-like. The record is from RefSeq and is a predicted model, not a curated record. The transcript is spliced from 8 exons. Gene Ontology annotation, molecular function: protein binding; metal ion binding. Bases 344 to 1171 code for a protein of 275 amino acids. NCBI's taxonomy places the organism in Eukaryota, Metazoa, Chordata, Actinopteri, Osmeriformes, Osmeridae.